Orussus abietinus is the source of this 3473-nucleotide messenger RNA. It is a transcript of the gene slmb, whose product is annotated as beta-TrCP. NCBI's taxonomy places the organism in Eukaryota, Metazoa, Arthropoda, Insecta, Hymenoptera, Orussidae. Gene Ontology annotation, molecular function: protein dimerization activity. The transcript is spliced from 9 exons. The record is from RefSeq and is a predicted model, not a curated record. Bases 442 to 2031 code for a protein of 529 amino acids.
CGGCGAGCGACAGUCAGCGACGUCCCCGUCCCUGGUCUCAACGUCGAAUUUGGCGAGUCCGGCCAAGUCAGCCUACGCGCGUCUUUUGGGCUCCGUUGGAAUUGGUUGGAAUCCUUCCAGACUUUUCUCGGUAAUCUCGUGGUCGGGGGCUGGCGGCCGUUUCAGGGAUCUCGGUCCGCGCGGUCCGCCUACGCCGAACAAAUGUCAUAGCCGUUUAGGCCCGCUCGUGUCGGUCGAGUGCCGCUGUCGUCGCCGUUGUCGCCACCGCCGCCGCCGCCGUCGCCGCCGCCGCCAUCGUCGCAGACCUCGCGACUCGCGUUGCAUGGCGAGGCCUCGCGAGCAUCGUCCGUCCUGCUGAGACCGCUCGGCCGAGUUCGCUGCGCGUCGCGGUCCCGCCGACGUCCCCGUCCGAGCCGACCACCCAAGGCCGAACCUCGCACCAUGAUCAACAUGGAGACGGACAAGAUCGUCGAGGACACCGUUGCCAAUCUCCAGUACCCGAUGACGAUACUGUACGAGCCGAACCGCAAGAAGGAGCCGCAGGAACGAGCAGUUGGCUCGGCGCACUAUGGCCAAGAACGGGAGAUGUGCAUGAGGCUCUUCGAGAGGUGGAGCGAGCCGGAGCAGGUGCACUUCGUGGAGCAACUUCUGGCGCGCAUGUGUCACUACCAGCACGGGCACAUCAACGCUUACCUGAAGCCCAUGCUGCAGAGGGACUUUAUCUCGCUUCUGCCGAAGAAGGGGUUGGACCACGUGGCGGAGAGCAUUCUCUCCUACCUAGACGCCGAGUCACUCUGCGCCGCCGAGCUGGUCUGCAAGGAAUGGUACAGGGUCAUCAGCGAGGGGAUGCUCUGGAAGAAGCUGAUCGAGCGUAAGGUCAGGACCGACUCGGUCUGGAGGGGCUUGGCAGAGAGGAGAGGAUGGAUACAGUUCCUCUUCAAGCCGAGGCCUGGUGAGAGCCACCCGAAUCACGCAUUCUACAGGACCCUCUUUCCAAAAAUCAUCAAGGACAUCGACAGUAUAGACAACAAUUGGAGGAUGGGAAGGCAUAAUCUCCAUCGAAUAAACUGCCGGAGCGAAAACUCAAAGGGCGUCUAUUGCCUGCAGUACGACGAUCAAAAAAUCGUCUCGGGUCUCAGAGACAACACGAUCAAGAUCUGGGACCGAAACACGCUGCAGUGCAUCAAGGUACUGACGGGGCAUACGGGUUCCGUCCUCUGUUUGCAGUACGACGACAAGGCCAUCAUUUCGGGCUCGUCGGACAGCACCGUCCGAGUGUGGGAUGCCAAUACAGGGGAAAUGGUCAACACCCUGAUUCAUCACUGCGAAGCUGUGCUUCAUCUUAGAUUCAACAACGGCAUGAUGGUUACGUGUUCCAAGGACCGGUCGAUAGCGGUGUGGGACAUGACGUCGCAGACGGAGAUCGCCUUGCGGCGAGUCUUGGUGGGUCACCGAGCCGCGGUCAACGUCGUCGAUUUCGAUGAAAAAUACAUAGUGUCGGCUAGUGGAGACAGAACUAUUAAAGUAUGGAACACGUCCAGCUGCGAGUUCGUGCGAACGUUGAACGGGCACAAGCGCGGUAUAGCGUGUUUGCAAUAUAGGGAUCGUCUAGUUGUCAGUGGCAGCAGCGACAAUACCAUUAGAUUGUGGGACAUUGAGUGCGGUGCGUGUUUGCGUGUACUCGAGGGGCACGAGGAGUUGGUCAGAUGCAUCAGGUUCGACAGUAAGCACAUCGUCAGUGGAGCUUACGAUGGUAAAAUCAAGGUUUGGGACCUGGUGGCAGCAUUGGAUCCACGUGCUGUCAGCAGCACGCUGUGUCUACGCACUCUGGUGGAACACACGGGACGUGUCUUUCGCCUUCAAUUCGACGAGUUCCAAAUAGUGUCGUCGUCGCACGACGAUACGAUUCUCAUUUGGGACUUUUUAAACUUCAAUUCGUCGUCGGACGGUGGUGUCAAUGCUUCGACCGCAUCGAUCAAUGCGCUACCUUUGACCCAAUCGGAUACCAGAUCUCCUUCCCCAUUCGAGUGACGCAUCAACACAAAGAUUCCUUAAUUGUGAUAUAACUCCAAGUGGUUAGUGAGUGAAUUCAAUGUGUUCGCAAAAGUGUGUACAGGAAGGCGAAGAACCAAUUUGUCCGGCGUGAAGAUAUCGCUUAAACGGACAGAGCCCCUCCCCCUCGGGAACGGAACGGAGCGCUCGGCCGAUGGCUUUCGUUUAUUUGCCGUGAAACGCAAAUCUAUAAAAGGUGAAAAAAGCCGAGAAAAAAUGCGUCACGCCACUGACACGCGGAACUACGAAUUAAUUUAUACGCACGCGACGCCAGCGUUUAUUAAUGGACAGUAUCAUUGAAAGUAUGUAAAUACAUCCCAUGGAUGUAAGUAGUGUACGUCGUCUGGUUUGGCCGUGCCUGGGAUUCUUCUACGCCCUAUGACACGAUAGAAGUUGACCAUUUUUCCUACUCUGAAGAAGAAAAAAAAAAAUAAGAGAAACGUAAAAGACUUAAAGUACGCAACAAAAUGGGAACGUUUUUAGGGAGGCUGGAUACACUUAAUAUAUUAAGGUAAUAGAUGUAUUAUAGUAAAUUAAACAAAAAGUUUUUUAUGUAAUUAAUUUAUAGUAAGAAAUACGUCGUUAAAACACACCGUUUGAUCGGAGUACUUAUCCUGUGUGAAUGGAGUUUCGUGUGAGGGGAGGACUAUGAUAUUAUUACCGUGCUUUGCUCUGUCUUCUUUGAGACUAACUAUGCCGAAUUGCUAUUCGAUUAGCAAUAUAGGUACGCCACAGGUCAACCGAAUGUAUAGUAGUUCUAUCUUAGGCAUUAGUUUUGCAAUUACCCUUUUAACGUUGUUUAUGGAUACGAGGAUGGCGGCGAUGAGACGCUUUGCACAGCCUUUUGACACGAUGCCACUCGCAUUUAUUGAUUAGGUUUCUGUGUAGCAAUCUGUACAUACGUUUACAAUUUUCGCGUAAUCCCAACAAUGUUCUCGAGGAUAUCUCUAACUGCUAAGAUUAAGGAAGUUAAUUAAAUCGGUUACGUACCAACGUUGAAGCGCUUGACACAUCAUACUUUUAAACUUUGUCCCUCUUUUUUUUUUUUUUCUUUUAACGCGACUAGUGUUCAAAAUUGUUAUUCGUACCUAUGUAUUUUAACGUAUACUUAUUACUCCAUUUUACGGAUAUUUGAUGCGAAUAUUAAUACCCUUCCAGCAAACUGUAUAGAUAUGCACAGAAACAAUGUGAUUAUUUAUAAAAAGAAAAAAAAUAUAAUAUAAGGUACUUGACUGAGCUAAUAGUUGAAAAGUGUGCGAAUUGUAGUUUUCACAAAUUCACCUAAGAUCAGGAUGUAGAUGGAAUAGAAUAGGUUCCUUUUUUUAUAAAUAUUUAAUCGUUUGUUGUGAUAUCAGUAAUUGUUUAGUUAAAAUUACAUGACAUAAGGGACCUUUGGAAAUAAAAUCAAGCAGUUUAACGAA